AGAAGGGAGAGUGGUGGAAAGAGUUGAAAGAUGGGAGAAGAAGAAGAGAAGCAAAUGGAGGAGAUUAGGAAAAAGCUAAAAGAAGGUGAGAGGCUAUUGGCACCAACAAGAAGACCCGACGGAACCCUCCGCAAACCCAUUCGCAUACGCCGCGGUUACGUUCCUCAAGAUGAAGUCGCUAUUUACCAAUCCAAAGGCGCACUCUUGAGAAAAGAGAUCGCGUCGCAAUCGGGACCCCCCGGUUACGACCCUUCGCAAGACGAUAAACCCAAGACCAAAUCCGUUAAGAGGAACGAAAGAAAGAAGGAAAAACGGCUUCAGGCUGCUAUAGACAAGGGAAAGAAUGCGGAAGCGACUGUGUCUGAAGAUAGUGCAGAUCAAGAAUCGGUCAACUCGUUGACCUCCCAGGUUAAUCGGCUUUAUGUUACUUCUCAUUCUGUUGAAGAUUCCCCGGAAAUUGCCCAGCCACCCCCCCAAGAUUUAGAUAAAAAAAUUCGAGCGCUCAAAAAGAAGAUUCGACAUACAGAAGCACUGCAGCAGAAAACUUCCGAACAAGAUCUGAAACCAGAGCAGUUGGACAAGCUAGCAAAACUGGAAGAUUGGCGUAGGGAGUUAAAGCAAUUGGAGGGUGAGAAGGUUGAAACAACCACAUCAUGAACAAAGUAUUAGAAACAGCAUGACAAAAAUUGUGUAAUUUUCAUCCAUGUCUUCUUGAAGAUAUAGGAACGCUUUCAUGGAAAUUGGUUAAUCUGUCAAAAGGUUUUCCUUUAAUCGUCUUCUUUUCAUGUCAAAGGUUUUCUUGAAGAUAAAGUGGACUUCACAUUUGAUCUCAAAAACAAGUUACAAUCUGCAUGUACUGUUUACUUGAGAAUUGGUACGAGCUCUGAUUCCUUGCCAUGAAAUGUUCAUUAGGAAGCUUGUAGAAGUAUAGAAAUUUUGGUAAAUAAACCAAAAAGAUUGCUGCUGUAAAUGUCAGAUAGGUUCUAGCAGAACCCUUCCCUCAUUUCCUUUCUCAUUCUUUCAUCUGCAACAAUCUCCCAAACUCUUCCUCCAAGCUCCCUUUCAACAUUCCAUGAAUUGGUGGCUUUGCUUUGCUUAAGAGUUUUUAGCCAUUUCUCGCUUCUACAUUCUUCACAAUCUUCCAGCUGCAAGAAAUAUCGUGAUUCGUGACUGCUGUUAUUUCUUUUGUGGUCGUGAUGGCUUCUGUUUAUGAGAUCCAAGAAAAACUGGCAAGAUGGGGCUUGGCUCAUGUUGGGGCCCAAACUAGUUCGUUUCUCCUUCAUGUUUAAGUCCACAUUGCUCUUAACCAAAGAAAGAGUCCACAUUGCUCAUCGUCUCUAUGAUAAUGUGCAUGGUUAGUUAUGAC
Molecule: messenger RNA, 1366 nt
Organism: Abrus precatorius (Indian licorice)
Lineage: Eukaryota; Viridiplantae; Streptophyta; Magnoliopsida; Fabales; Fabaceae
Product: partner of Y14 and mago
Exons: 4
Coding region: 31-657 (208 amino acids)
Biological process (GO): exon-exon junction complex disassembly
Cellular component (GO): cytoplasm; exon-exon junction complex
Molecular function (GO): RNA binding
Source: RefSeq, a predicted model, not a curated record